Messenger RNA from Apaloderma vittatum (bar-tailed trogon), 2093 nucleotides. It is a transcript of the gene TGM4, whose product is annotated as transglutaminase 4. The transcript is spliced from 13 exons. Gene Ontology annotation, biological process: peptide cross-linking. The record is from RefSeq and is a predicted model, not a curated record. The annotation marks the transcript as partial. Gene Ontology annotation, molecular function: protein-glutamine gamma-glutamyltransferase activity. Lineage: Eukaryota; Metazoa; Chordata; Aves; Trogoniformes; Trogonidae.
GGACCGAUCUGAAGGUCACUGGGAUUGACUUCCUCAAGAGCCACAACUGUCCCCUGCACCACACGGAUGCAUAUGACAUCAAGAACCUGGUGGUGCGGCGCGGACAGCCCUUUCAUCUCCAGCUCAGCUUCAGCAGGGAGCUGAAGGCCUCCGACAAGCUUUCACUGCGUUUGAGCAUUGGUGAAAACCCAAUGAAAAUCAGGGGUACCCUGAUGUCGCUGAACCCUAAGCGGGAGCAGGAUCUAGGCGGGUGGCUAAUCUCCAUCGUCAAGAGCGGCGGCAGAGAGUGCGUGUUGUCUGUCACCAGCUCACCCAGUGCCCCCGUGGGAAAAUACUUCCUCAGUGUGAAGACUGGGAGUAACAUUUACAAGCCUGAAAAUGGCACCGUCUACCUUUUGUUCAAUCCUUGGUGUGAAGGUGAUGUUGUCUUCCUGGCCAGUGAGGCAGAGAGAGAGGAGUAUGUGCUCAACGAUUCUGGCUGCAUCUAUGUUGGCUCUGCGGACAGCAUUUACAACAGACCGUGGAACUUUGGGCAGUUUGAGGGAUUAAUCUUGGAUGCCUGCAUGUAUCUGCUGGACAAAAGCAAACUCAAGCUGAGCAACAGAAGAGAUCCUGUGUUUGUCUCCAGAGCCAUGUCUGCUUUGGUGAAUGCCAACAAUGACAACGGCGUCCUGCUGGGGAACUGGUCAGGGAAUUACAACAACGGGACCUCCCCUACGGAUUGGAUUGGGAGCGUCUCCAUUUUGCAGCAGUAUUACAAAACAAAGAAGCCGGUCCUUUAUGGUCAAUGUUGGGUCUUCUCAGGAGUCCUCACUACAGUCAUGCGCUGCUUGGGGAUCCCAUCCCGCUGUGUGAGCAACUUCAACUCAGCACACGAUACAGAUGAGAACCUGAGAGUUGACGUUUACCUGAACGAAGAUGGAGAAAAGAUGGACUCGUCCUUGGACUCUGUCUGGAACUUCCACGUGUGGAACGACGUCUGGAUGAAGAGGACAGAUAUGCCAGCGGGGUUUGAUGGCUGGCAGGCAAUCGAUGCAACCCCUCAGGAGCUGAGUCAAGGUAUUUUCCAAUGUGGUCCAUGCCCACUGAAGGCUGUCCGAGAAGGGGAGGUGUAUUUGCCCUUUGACAGCAAGUUCGUGUAUGCGGAGGUGAACGCUGACGAAGUCUACUGGCUUGUCAAGAAGGUGAAUGGCAAGGAGAAGUACGUCAAGAUUGCCACGGAGACCCAAGGCAUCGGCAUAAAUAUAAGCACAAAAGCCGUGGGGCAGGACAAGCGGGAAGACAUCACUGCGCAGUACAAGUUCCCUGAAGGCACUAAACAGGAAAGGGAGUCCAUGCAGAAAGCUUCGUCUUUCCUACGCCCGUCAGGAAUAAUGCCUCGUUCCAUUGGUCCAGCCAUGCCCCUGGGUGACAUGGGCUCCAAACCUGAGGUGGUCUCCCAGAGUGGGCUCCAGAUUGAGAUAACCAAUACAGAAGCUUUGUAUCCUGGCAAUCCCCUUGAACUGGCCAUCACAGUGAAGACCUCUAAUCCUGGAAGCUGGACCAUCAAUCUUGUUGGCUCUUGCCAGCUGCAGUCCUAUACUGGGAAAACUGAGGCCAACCUCGGAUCUGUCAAGGAGACCAUCAAGCUUGAAGGCAAAUCUGAGAAGCAGGUCCCUCUGAAAAUUGCAGCCGAUGCGUACAUGAAGACGCUGGCCUCAGUGAAAGAUGAACUGCUCAUCCAUGUCACCACCAUCGCCGAGGUCGAGGGCACAGAUGACAGACUCACCAAUGGGAUGACAAAGAGCUUUGAUUACCCUCCCAUCACUGUCCAGAUGCCAGAAACAGCCAAACUGAACCAGGAAUUCUCCUGUGCCUUUAUCUUCAAGAACAAACUGAAUGUGCCCCUGGAAAACUGCAAGCUGCUGGUGGAGGGCUUGGGCAUAUUUAAGAUGACAACGUUUGAUCAAGGGGAUUUAAUGCCUGGUAAGAUCAUGAAGUCUGAAGUAAUAUGUACUCCAAUAAGACUAGGAGAGAAGAAAAUAGUAGCCAAGCUGACCUCAACCCAAGUCAAAGGGAUCUCUGCAGAGAAGGCCAUCACCAUCACCAAGUAG